Messenger RNA from Phanerochaete carnosa HHB-10118-sp, 1590 nucleotides. RefSeq lists its product as uncharacterized. The record is from RefSeq and is a predicted model, not a curated record. Gene Ontology annotation, molecular function: mRNA binding. The annotation marks the transcript as partial. NCBI's taxonomy places the organism in Eukaryota, Fungi, Basidiomycota, Agaricomycetes, Polyporales, Phanerochaetaceae. The transcript has 4 exons. Gene Ontology annotation, cellular component: nucleus; cytoplasm.
ACCCUGUCGCUCUCUUCCAAGCCAUCCCAGCAACGUCUUCAUGACACUUACGAUUACGAAGGCAGCGGCAGCGGUAACGGCAGGAAUCCGUACCACUUCUCCACAUCCCCUCCUAUUCCUGUUCAAUCCCAGUACAAUCCGCUCGGUGUCAGCCAGUCCCCGCUCAAGAACAAGACUAUGCGAGGCGGCCUGCCCAGUCAAUGGUUAGAGAACACUGUCGGCGCCGUCUCCAUCCCCGACAACCGCUCGCUGUCCCCGAACAACAACUCGGACAUCUCUUCGUCGGGUGACUCACCAGUUAUGGGCGGUCAGGUGAUGACUCCGGGCAUAGCUCCAGGUACACCUGGCCAGGGCUUGGAGGACGAGAUUAUACCCACUGCGAUCGUCAUCAAGAACAUACCAUUCAAUGUCAAACGCGAGACACUCCUCGAUAUCAUCGCAUCGUUGUCGAUCCCUACGCCGUACGCAUUCAACUAUCAUCUCGACCAAGCGGGUCAGUUCCGCGGCCUCGCAUUUGCCAACUUCCGCCAGGCAGCCGAUGCAGACGCUGUCGUUGUCGCGCUCAACGGUUUCGAUGUCCAGGGGCGUAAGCUGCGCGUAGAGUACAAAAAAGUGCUGCAAGCAGGUGAGAAGGAGCGCAUCGAGCGCGAGAAGGCGCUCCGUCGCAUGCGCUCGAUGCAGCUAGAAAAGGAGCAGGCCGCCAUGCAACAGCAGCAGACGCCGCAGUACGACGAUUUCGGCCCUGUCAUUGCGCCGCCGUUCACACCCUCUCGAUCGUUCCAAGGCACGUCGCCGUUCCCACAGCAGUACACGCCACCGGUUCCGCCAGUCCCUCAAAUACCUUCGCUUCCGACACCGAGUCCGUACAAUCUUAGCACUUCGCCUCUUCCUUCGUCCACUCCGGGAGGCUUGAAGUCGCCUUCCACGGAGCUUGACCUAAACGACCCAUCGACGCUUGAAAUUUACUCUCGCAUCCUACUGUUCAAGGACGAUCACAUGCGCGAUGAAUUGGCGUUCUCCAGGGCGCUCACUGCCAAACAGCGAAGAGUCGUGCAUCUUGUUGCGCAGAAACUCGGUGUCUACCAUUAUUCUGUUGGAGAGGGUGAUGAACGAUAUGCCGUUGUCACCCGUUUUGACCCUGCCCAACAGCAACAAAGCGCCGGCGGUCGCCAGACUCUUACCCGCGCACAGUCUUCAUACCUUUCCGCUGGUGCGCAAGCGAGCUCCUUACGCGUGAAGAAGUCCAUGCCAGACAUGAAGAGCUUCCAGACGCAGGCGCCCCGCCUGGCCUCGCGCGCUUCUAACGGUAACAUCCGCGAAGGUUACGCUACCAUUGCGUCGCCUUCUCGCCGCUCCCCCGGCGGGUUCGCGGGACUGUUUGGGAACGGCGCAUUCGGCAACGGCAUUCCUCCUGUACCCAGCCUACCAUCGAGCGUCACAGGUGCUGUGAACAGCGGCCUUGACUCCGGUGUCGUUCGCCAGCCGCGCGGGCCUGGUGUAGGAGGCUUCGAAAGCAGGCGGGAGAGAAAAGAGAGCCAGACUCAGCGUUCUGGCUUCGAAGCGCGCUCCCACGAGCCCUUGGAGAUCUAA